Marchantia polymorpha subsp. ruderalis is the source of this 855-nucleotide messenger RNA. NCBI's taxonomy places the organism in Eukaryota, Viridiplantae, Streptophyta, Marchantiopsida, Marchantiales, Marchantiaceae. The record is from the annotation of a GenBank genome assembly.
UAACGCUUGGGCAGUACUUAUUGUCAUCCGCCCCUUGUGUAUCUCCUUCACACGCACUUCGGAGUGCAUUUCUCUUCCCAAGAACUUGUCUUUGUUAUCUCAGCUGCAGCUCUCUAAGCCGUCGCGUGCCCCAGCUCUUCGCGUGUUUCCAGUGAUGUCGACUUCAAUGUCUCGCUCUGGCCAGGGAAGUGGCAAUGCUGUUCGUGUGCUCGCCACGGUCCUAUGUGCUAUCCUUCUGGUCGAGUGUAUCUCGGCUGCUAGCAUAUCUGUCGGAGGAAAUUCCGGAUGGAUUCUGAACGGCCAAAAGUACGCGAACUUGAAGCUGAAAUCAAAAGACGUCGCUGUGUUUAAAUACAGAGCCGGUGAGCACAAUGUCGUUCAGGUCAGCAAGGCCGAUUACGACAGCUGCAGCUCCAGGAAGCCUAUCAAGACUUACUCGUCUGGUAACGACAAGGUGUCUUUGAAGCCAGGUACUUACUACUUCAUCUGCGGCAUCGGAAAUCAUUGCAAGAACAAUAUGAAGGUGACCAUCAGUGUGUCCAAGUGAUGUUGCCAUUGGCGCGGGUCUUCGCGAUCCUACGGGGUUUCUUUCAGAAGAUAGUCUCCACAAACGAAAUGUGUAAUGUCGGUAGUUGAGGAGUGCUGCGCAUUGUAGUGAAACACGACGCAUGUCGAUAACAGGCAGCUACUUUACUUCAAGGCCGAGAACAGCGAAUGCCAAGUAUGGCGUGGCUCUGGAAAGGUGGUGCCUUGGAUACUAAUCGCACUGGUUCACGGCGACUUGUGUGAAAUGAAGCCAGCCUGCCUGUGUCAACAAUACAAGGAUGGUAUAAAGCUUUAUUCUCUUCUGUGUCC